Sardina pilchardus (European sardine) is the source of this 4821-nucleotide messenger RNA. RefSeq names its product methylmalonyl CoA mutase (gene mmut). Gene Ontology annotation, molecular function: metal ion binding; methylmalonyl-CoA mutase activity; cobalamin binding. Gene Ontology annotation, cellular component: cytoplasm; mitochondrion. The transcript has 13 exons. Lineage: Eukaryota; Metazoa; Chordata; Actinopteri; Clupeiformes; Clupeidae. The record is from RefSeq and is a predicted model, not a curated record. Bases 143 to 2416 code for a protein of 757 amino acids.
GUAUUUGGGUAAUUCUGUUCCUGUCAUAUAACAGCGAGAUCGGGGACCUGUUGUUGUGUAGCACUUACUUCCGUGCCAUUAGGGGUGGACGUUACUUAUCUUCGUAAACUAACCUAAUUGUGUGGUGUGAUAACGCAGCACCAUGUUGACAGCACAGAAAGCGUGUGCGUCCUUGGCUGCCCAGCGGUUAUUAGUGGCUGCCCGCACCGCUCCCUGUCUAGACACCUACCAGCGCAGACGUUUCUGGACCGCGACAGCACGGCGCGAUGAGAUCAAGCUGCACGAAAGCUGGGCUAACCUGGCCAAGAAACAGCUGAAAGGGAAGAAUCCUGAGGACCUGAUCUGGCGCACGCCGGAGGGCAUCUCCAUCAAGCCAGUGUACACUAAAGUCGACUCAGCAGCUGGUGCUGAUGAAAUUCCAGGGGUGUUCCCCUAUACUCGGGGUCCUUACCCCACUAUGUACACGUCCAGGCCCUGGACAAUUAGACAGUAUGCAGGUUUCAGCACAGUGGAAGAGAGUAACAAGUUUUACAGAGACAACAUUAAAGCUGGCCAGCAGGGUCUUUCUGUGGCCUUUGACCUACCCACUCACCGUGGAUACGACUCUGACAAUCCCCGUGUCCAUGGCGACGUGGGCAUGGCCGGUGUGGCUAUCGAUACAGUGGAGGACAUGAAAUUGCUCUUCGACGGCAUUCCCCUGGAGAAGAUGUCCGUCUCCAUGACGAUGAAUGGCGCGGUCAUCCCGGUGUUAGCCAUGUUCAUUGUGACGGGCGAGGAGCAGGGUGUGGGCAAGGAGAAGUUGACCGGCACCAUUCAGAACGACAUCCUCAAGGAGUUCAUGGUGCGCAACACCUACAUCUUUCCUCCGGAGCCCUCCAUGCACGCCAUUGCUGACAUAUUCGCCUACACCUCUAAGAACAUGCCCAAGUUCAACUCCAUCUCGAUCAGUGGUUACCACUUGCAAGAGGCUGGAGCUGAUGCUAUCCUGGAGCUGGCCUACACCAUUGCCAACGGACUGGAGUACUGCAGAACUGGCCUCAAAGCUGGCCUGACCAUUGAUGAGUUUGCUCCCAGGUUGUCCUUCUUCUGGGGCAUUGGCAUGAACUUCUACAUGGAGAUUGCCAAGUUGCGGGCUGCCAGACGCCUGUGGGCUACACUGAUCAAGGAGAACUUCCAGGCCAAGAACGCCAAGUCCCUGUUGCUGCGGACCCACUGCCAGACCUCGGGAUGGUCCCUAACUGAACAGGACCCAUACAACAAUGUGGUCCGCACAGUCAUCGAGGCCAUGGCGGCCGUGUUCGGCGGCACCCAGUCUCUCCACACCAACUCGUUUGACGAGGCGCUAGGCCUGCCCACCAUCAAGAGUGCCCGCAUCGCCCGCAACACCCAGAUCAUCAUCCAGGAGGAGUCAGGCAUCCCCAAGGUGGCAGACCCCUGGGGUGGCUCGCACAUGAUGGAGACGCUGACUAACGAUGUCCAUGAUGCUGCGCUGAAGUUCAUCAAUGAGAUCGAGGAGAUGGGGGGAAUGGCGCGGGCAGUGGCUGAGGGUAUCCCCAAACUGCGCAUCGAGGAGUGUGCUGCUCGGAGACAGGCACGCAUUGACUCAGGGUCAGAGGUCAUUGUCGGAGUAAAUAAGUACCGCCUGGAGAAAGAGGAGACGGUGGAAGUGUUGGCAAUCGAUAACACCAUUGUGCGCAACAAGCAGAUUGACAAACUUAAAAAGGUGAGAGAGACUCGUGAUCCUGAGGCUGUGACGAGAUGCCUGGCGGCCAUCGAAGAGUGCUCUCGCACCAGAGAAGGCAACCUCUUGGCGUUGGCAGUGGAGGCGUCCCGGGCAAGGUGCUCGGUGGGAGAGAUCACUGAUGCCAUGAAGGCCGUGUUCGGGGAGCACAAGGCAAGCACGCGCAUGGUGAGCGGAGCUUACCGCAGUGAGUUCGGCGAGCUGGAGGAGAUUUCCGUGUGCCACAAACGGGUGGUGGAGUUCAAAAGUCAUGAGGGCAGAAACCCACGUCUCCUGGUGGCUAAGAUGGGACAAGACGGCCAUGACCGGGGGGCAAAGGUCAUCGCCACAGGAUUCGCUGAUCUGGGCUUCGAUGUUGACAUUGGACCCCUCUUCCAGACGCCCGUGGAGGUGGCUCAGCAGGCGGUGGACGCGGACGUGCACUGCGUCGGGGUCAGCACGCUGGCGGCCGGCCACAAGACGCUGGUUCCCGAGCUCAUCAAGGAGCUGAGGAACAUGGGCCGCCCCGACAUCCUGGUCAUCUGCGGCGGAGUCAUCCCACCCCAGGACUAUGAGUUCCUGUACGAGAGUGGGGUGUGCUGUAUCUUCGGGCCUGGGACCAGAAUCCCACAGGCAGCUGUGGAGGUCGUCGACAGCAUCGAGAAGAGUCUGGAGAAGAAUCGGCAGGCCAUGUAAACACACAGGCUAUAUUUAGACUGCUGGAAUUUGCUGUGGCCUUCUGACACUAGUGUUUAGAGAGAAAAAUGUUUUUGUAUGUUUUGUAGCAGCAGGGGUUGAGAUUUAAUACAGAAGCCGGAAUAGACUUGCCUCGUUUCGCUGGUCUGAACUGCUCUGAAAGCGUACUCCUCAUUGCCAUCACUCUGAACACUUUAAUGGCUGUUUGUUUGAAGUAACAAGGGAAGAUAAAUUGUUCAUAGGCUAAUGUGUAGUUCUGUCCAUGGAUCGAAGUGGAUUUCUGACUCGGCAGCCGUCAUUGUAAAACACUGAAAUAUCAGAUCAGUUGAUACUUACGUAUGGGGACUUUGUUUAAGUUUUUUGGGUUGAACAUGAUUUUGGUGACAUUUAGCUAUUUUCUAUGUGUGAUGUCAAUGAAGCUACAGUAUAGUGUAGCCCUGUCAACUUUCCACUGAACCAAAUCUUGGCAUCAUUCUGAAAUACCAAAAUGUUGGUUAAUUUUCAACUUCCUCAUUGACAUUUAAUUUUGUCCAUCCUUAAUCAGUAUUGUACUGCACUCAAAAAUACCCUGUUUCAAUUGAGGAUCUUUUGUGUAUAAUGUCAGAUCUGCGAUUGCUCAAACACCCCUCAACUCACAGCCCCACCCUGGGGACGGGAUCAGAACCUUUUGUCCUCUUGACCCCUUGACCCUGCCCUGGCGUACUGUACAGUAGGUCCGCUCGGCGGAUGAAAGUGUGAUGAUGGGAGGCAGGUUUCUCCCUCCGUCUCUCUCCCUUUUCCUCCCGCGAUGUUCCCAUCGCGUUCUUCACUCAGUGCUGUCUUCUUCCCAACCCUCUCUCCCUCCCUCCCUCACUCACUUGCUUCCUUUCCUUCUGUCUCUAAUCUCCACACUCUCUCACACUCCAUCCCUCCCCCCCUCCCUCUCGCUCGCUCUCACUCUCACACACACACACGCGCGCGCACACACACACACACACACACACACACACUUACUUUCUUUUCUGUGUCUCACCCCAUUGGUGGUACGAACUUUUAUACAUCCUACACCACAGUGGAGUCUACUGCAACAGUGGAGUCUACUUCUUGUGUGUGUGUGUGUGUGUGUGUGUGUGUGUGUGUGUGUGUGUGUGUGUGUGUGUGUGUGUGUGUGUGUGUUUGCAGGCCUAGACCCAGUCGCACACAUUCAUUGGCUUAGCAUUACUCCCCUGUUGUUGUUGUUGUCAUGGUUAUUCCUGUUGUCGUGCUUUUCUCCUAUGUUUCCCUCUUUCCUCAUCUUCUGUUUCUUGCGUGUGCUUCCUUCAUUUCUUCUUUCUUCUUUCUACCCAUUUUCAUCUCUUCAUCAUCAUAAAAAAAAACCCUCAUCAUAAAAAAACAAACCCUCGUGACCACUAUAACGCAUCCAAAACGGAUAAUAACCAUAAAGGCUUGAGGUGUAAUCCACAUUAGGCCGGAUCCAAGUCAGACUCCCUUGCAGAGGCCCGUGAUUGGUCAGCUAGAGACUGUGUCAACAGCACUUAUCAGCCCCUACUUUCCAUUGUGUGGUCUCUUUGGCAACUGAGAGAGCACUAAUUCUGCCUUUGUAACAGUAACCUGUCAGGAGGGUCUGUUUGCCUGUGCCUCUUGCCUAAGCUGCCUCUUCCUCUUCCUCUUCCACUGACACAUUGAUCUAAUCGGGACACAUAUUUAGUGGAUCUCAAUUGACAGUUUAGCAUUGUUGGUGUGGGGGGGGGGGUUAAGGAAUCUUAGGGAUUUAAAGAUCAAUCAAGUAACCUCUCAAAAACAUCAAUAUCACUAAUAAUCUUCGCUGUCUUUGAAAAGCUUUUAGAGGCACCUCCAUUGACAUGGCCUACAAACUGUAAUGCAUUGAUUUGUCACUGAAUGGCAAAACCACAGGUGUCCAUGCAGACAAGGCUUUCUGUAAGAUUCCCACUGCUUGUUGUAAGAUCAAGAGACGUUGACAAGCUAGUAGAGAAUGAGAACAUGCUAGUGGUGGAAGAACAAUGCCAUAUUUAAAAUAACAGCCUCUUUAAUUACCUUAAUUUUCUUAAAUGUCUCAAUUAUGGAGUGUCUUCUCUAAUUAGUGUAAAAAUGAUGGCAGCCAUUGACUUAGCUCUUAGCGAAGACCCAAGGAUUCUGUUUUGGUUGUGUGAGCGUGUGAGCGUGUGUGCGUGUGUGCGUGUGUGUGUGUGUGCGUGUGCGCAUGUACAUAAUUUACUUAGAUUUGGUCAGGACUGUGAAUGAUUCAUGAUGAGUCAGGGCAUUGUGUGUGGAAAAAGACUGAUUUGUAGGUUUUUGCUGGAGGGAAAUAUCAUCAUGCAUCCUCAUGUUUCCACAUGACUAGAAUGUUGAUUGUUUGAAGCCUUGAACUUUGUCAGAGGAAAUUAAUAAAAAAAAUUAAUAACGUU